Messenger RNA from Penaeus monodon (black tiger shrimp), 1085 nucleotides. RefSeq names its product transmembrane protein 41A-like. Bases 303 to 1058 code for a protein of 251 amino acids. The transcript is spliced from 6 exons. The record is from RefSeq and is a predicted model, not a curated record. NCBI's taxonomy places the organism in Eukaryota, Metazoa, Arthropoda, Malacostraca, Decapoda, Penaeidae.
CGAAUCAGCUGUUUUGACGCGACGACGAACCCACCAUUGGGGGAAGCAGAGGUCCUUCUCUGACGCCCGAAAUAAGAUUUUUAGGAAACAGACCAAAGAAACGACGACUUCUUUUCUAAAACUCUCGAUGGCAUAAUGUCUUAAGCUAUCUGUCAGAACAAGAAGAAACUUCAGAGAUAACGAAUGCAUAUCUGUAUAUAUCUUCGUUGAUUAUCAGGAGAUGUCAAGCCAUACUAUAAUCCAUAUCUAAUCUUACACACUUCGUCUGACAAUAUAAAAGUUGCCUUGGAAUAGUCAGUAUAAUGGAAGGCAUACGAAGGAGAGAUUAUGCAAGGCUGUUAAUUGCACCUGUUGCUUUUGCUGCAGCAUCUUUUUUUCUUUGGUUUGUCUUUGUGAAUCGGCCUGCACUGAAGAAUGGUAUCACUCCUGACCUGCACUUCCCAAAGUCUUUAGAUGAUCUUCGAGAACUGGUACGAGUUUCAAGUGCAUAUAAGGAAGAUCACUGGUACUAUGUUGUCUUCUUGUUUUCAUCAGCAUAUAUAUACAAACAGACAUUUGCUAUACCAGGAUCUGCACUAUUGAAUCUUCUUGGUGGAGCCCUGCUAGGUUGUUGGCCUCUUGGUUUUCCAUUAUGCUGUGUCUUAACAGCAACUGGGGCAUCAAACUGCUUUCUCCUCUCCCGUCUUGUGGGAAAGAAAAUCAUCCAGAGAAAGUUUGCAACAAAAAUACAUUGGUUUAGAGAGAAGAUCUCCGAGAAUGAACACCAGCUUUUCCUCUUUUUAGUAAGUCUGCGAGUUUUCCCAAUGACUCCAAAUUGGCUGCUGAACAUCAUGGCACCCUACGUAAAUGUGCCUCUUCUUAUGUUCUUCCUUUCUGUGUUCUUUGGUCUGUUGCCUUAUAACUUUCUUUGUGUUCAAGCUGGUGAAAUGCUCUCUGAUAUUAAGUCAAUGGAUGACAUCUUUACUCCCAAAAGGCUUUUAGCACUCAUUACUAUAGCACUGAUUAUGUUCACUCUUUCACAUUUUGCUCGGAAAAGGAAAGCCAAACACACCGAUUGAGUUCUUUGUAUAAUUUUUAAUUGGCUG